AUGAGCGUUGCGUGUAGAUUAAGAACAUCUUCUUAAAUUGCACAGAUCCAAUGCAUGUAUUGUUACGUAACAGACUGAUGAUGUUAUUUCUCAUGUGAAAAUAAAGAGCUGCAAUCAUCAAGCCUGCUGAGAUUAAUAGUCACCACAGUUAAAAAAAAAAUCACUUACCUUUUUUAGAUUAAUUUUACAUUUUAGAGCUUUUAGUCAUAAAACAAAGAUCUUAUUUUGCCCACACAUACAGCUCCGGGAAAAAUUAAGAGACCACUCCACAUUUUUCUUUAAUCUUUAUCUCUACAUGUAUGGCAGCCAAUCCAGAGUCUGUUGAAUUCCAACACAGACAAAUUGUCAGUAGUUUAUAGAAUACAAUUUAAAAAUGUAACUCAAAGACACGUCUAUAAAUAAUAAAACAAGACAAAAUGAUAAUGCUGAAGUGGUCACUUCAUUUUUUCCAUGGCUGUAUAUAGAAAUCACAUUCAUAGUCCUUUUAAUAGUAGUUUUUUUCCCUCUACAAUUUCCCAUCUGUUGUAUUCUGUUAACAGUAAAAGCUUUAUACAGACAUCCAGUCAUGUACUCAAACGCACCCUAUGAAAGUAUGAAAGGAUUCAAACAACAAGCAAACAUAUACAGUAUAUUUCCUUUUUUCUAAUUAAUAAGGUUUGAAGAGAAGGUGUUUUUUAUCAGUAUAAAGCAUAAUAACUGUUCAAUAAUGCUCUUGUUCAUGCUUAAGCUUUUAAAACAACUGUAGUGUUUGUCUUGUAUAUGAAAUUACGUAUAUGCACAGCAUUAAGCUUUCCCUACGAGACCAAAGCUGCAGAGAUAAUCCAUAAGAGACCUCAUCCCGACUCUCUGGCAUACGCAGAUCACUGCUGUUUACGGUUUACACACAGACACAUGCUUGGACAGAGAGAACAUCUAAAGACUGAAUGAGAGAAAGACAUAGAAUUAUUUUUAACAAGGAAAUAGUAGUCCAGGAUCUCGACUGAAUCUGUCGUCAUGAGUAUUAAACAAGCCUGCAUCUUUCUCAGGGGAGGAUCGAGGAGACAAACAAGGGAUCUUACACACGAUGAGAUUGAAGAGUUACGUGAAGCUUUCGUAGAGUUUGAUAAAGACAAGGAUGGUUUCAUAUCCUGUAAAGACUUGGGGAACCUGAUGAGGACGAUGGGUUACAUGCCCACUGAAAUGGAGCUCAUUGAACUGAGUCAGAACAUCAACAUGAACUUGGGGGGACGGGUGGACUUUGAGGAUUUCGUGGAGCUAAUGACCCCCAAGCUUGUGGCUGAAACUGCAGGGAUGAUUGGGUUGAAGGAACUUAAAGAAGCAUUUCGAGAGUUUGAUUUAGAUGGUGAUGGUAGUAUCACAUCGGAGGAGCUGAGAAAUGCCAUGAAAAAGUUACUAGGAGAACAGACCUGCAAAAAAGAAAUUGACGCGGUGGUCAGAGAAGCUGACAACAAUGGAGACGGAACAGUUGACUUUGAAGUGGUUGAGGACAUCAACAUCCCCUGGUCCUACUACUCGCCUGCUGUAGAAAGGGUCUUCAUUUAAUCAGAUCCACAGGACAUUAUCGUUAUCUGAGAAUGUUUGGCACUGACCUCACCAAACGUAGUAGUUGCAGCCUCGACCCUGGAAUAAAAAAACAUCUAUCCCUCUGAUGACACCUUUAGAAAAUAAUUUCAGCAGGACGACUGUCCUCUGCUUCCUUGCCUCCGAUGCUUCUGUCUAGAUAAGGUGGGAAGCCGGCUAUCUGCUCAGUAUUAUGUAAAUAUUACAGAUCUUUAGUUACUUUUCAAUCAGAUUAGUUUUACAAAAUAUAAAUGAACUAUACAAAAUAAAUAUAUGUUGAUGUGUUAAUAGGACGAGCUACCCAGCAUUUAAUAAAUUGCAUAUUACUUUUGGUAUUUUUAGUUUAAGUAUAUUUUGAUGCCAAUACAUGUCAGUUUUUCUUCACUGUUAAUGUUAUAAUAUAAAAAAUGCCCCUUACCAUAAGUCAGGGGACAUUGGUUUACUCAAUAACAAAUGGGAACCGCUAGUUCAGACAGAGCUUUCCAGCUUAGCUAAAUCACAAUCCAUUUGAUUUUUUUAACAAGCCGAUUAUUAUUAAUCCGAACAAAUAUGACUAUUAUUUCAGAAUGGCAGGUUGCCAACGACAAUAAAAAAAUAACAGAUUUGUUUCCAA
Messenger RNA from Eleginops maclovinus (Patagonian blennie), 2173 nucleotides. RefSeq names its product calcium binding protein 5b (gene cabp5b). Gene Ontology annotation, biological process: regulation of voltage-gated calcium channel activity. Gene Ontology annotation, cellular component: cytoplasm. The transcript is spliced from 6 exons. Gene Ontology annotation, molecular function: calcium ion binding; calcium channel regulator activity. NCBI's taxonomy places the organism in Eukaryota, Metazoa, Chordata, Actinopteri, Perciformes, Eleginopidae. The record is from RefSeq and is a predicted model, not a curated record. The coding region runs from base 994 to 1542 and encodes 182 amino acids.